Messenger RNA from Ostrinia nubilalis (European corn borer), 6055 nucleotides. RefSeq lists its product as uncharacterized. Lineage: Eukaryota; Metazoa; Arthropoda; Insecta; Lepidoptera; Crambidae. The coding region runs from base 284 to 6055 and encodes 1923 amino acids. Gene Ontology annotation, cellular component: nuclear envelope; cytosol. The transcript has 39 exons. The record is from RefSeq and is a predicted model, not a curated record. Gene Ontology annotation, biological process: protein import into nucleus. Gene Ontology annotation, molecular function: small GTPase binding.
UGAUGGAUAAUUUGACAUUUGAAUUGACAUUUUGACAAUCGAUGUACGUUUGUCGGAAUUUCGUGAUGUGUUUUUUUCCGACUUGUAUUGCGAGAUGAUUCGGUUCGCAGAUCUGUUUAUUAACUUUUAUUAAGAUCUUAAAUUCCAAUAUCUUUAAUCCUCAGUGGUCUUCCUAAGAUUUGUGUUUUCUUUAUCGUUUUGCGUCGGUUUCCGAGUCCUACGCAGCUCGUGAUAGGUUAUGUUGUGCCCUCCGUCUUUGCAGGUCGAAAAAUAAACACACAAUAUGGAUCCGAACAUCUACGCGUUGGUCCUCGACACCCUCAACCGGGCAACGAGCCAGGACACCGAGGUGUUGAAGCCGGCUGAGAAGAAGCUCCAGGAAUGGGAGAUAGAGCCCGGCUUCUAUUCUGUUUUACUGGAUGUGCUCUCCAACCACUCCAUCGACAUAAACGUGCGAUGGCUGGCGGUGAUGUGCUUCAAGAACGGCGUCGACCGCUACUGGCGGCGGAACGCGCCCAACGCGAUCACGGACGACGAGAAACAGAAGCUCCGGCUCGGGCUUCUCACCACGAAUAUAUUGAGCGAGCCCGUCACGCAGAUCGCGACGCAGCAAGCUGUGCUCAUAUCAAAAAUUGCCAGGUUUGAUUGCCCAACGAACUGGCCCAACCUAGUGCCAGAUCUUAUCGGAGCCUUGAAGGCGCCGCAGCCCUUAGUGCAGCAUAGAUCUUUGCUGAUCUUCCACCACUUGGUCAAGGCUUUGGCCUCCAAGAGAAUGAUUGGUGAUAGGAGAAUUUUUCAGGAGCUAACAAACUCCGUAUACGCGUUCAUCCUAAACCUCUGGCACGAGAACACUGAAGUUUUCCUCCGUAACAUCCAAGAGGGCGCUGCCACCGAGCUGAUAACGGAACAUCUGGAGAAGGCGCUCCUCUGCCUCAGGAUAUUGAGGAAACUCACCGUCUUUGGGUUCAAGAAGGCACACGAGAGCCAGGAUGCGGUCGCUUUCUUGAAUGUGGUGUUUGACAGGGCAAAGACUAGCUUGGAGUGCCGCAAGCUCCUCAAAGGCCGCGGGAUCUACCCCCUAGAACUAUGUGAGAAGUUCAUCAUCCACCUCACUAAAGUGGCACUAGGGGUGCUAAGUUUCCACCCUUUCUCCUACGUGCCUCUCAUCAGGCCAUCCCUGCAGUUUGCCCUUUACUACUGCUUUACGGAACAAGGCAUGACCCUGGGCUAUGAAAGGUUCACUAUACAGUGCCUGAAUAUCGUCAAAGGUGUGCUUUUGUGCGCUGAGUACAAACUGCCUAAAGGCACGGAGCCGGUUAAAGAGCCAUUAACACUAGAAGCGCACCAAGCCAAAAUGGAGGUGCUAGACCCGAACACGGUCUGUCAUAUGUGCCGGCACCUGGUCAGCCACUACUUCGUGCUCAGCGCCGACGACCUGGCGCUGUGGGACGCGGAGCCCGAGAGCUUCGCCACCGACGAGGCGGGCGAGUCCUGGAAGUAUAGCCUGAGGAUGUCUCAAGAUGGGGUGCUAGACCCGAGCACAGUGUGCCACAUGUGCCGGCACCUGGUCAGCCACUACUUCGUGCUCAGCGCCGACGACCUGGCGCUGUGGGACGCGGAGCCCGAGAGCUUCGCCACCGACGAGGCGGGCGAGUCCUGGAAGUAUAGCCUGAGGAUGUCUCAAGAUGGGGUGCUAGACCCGAGCACAGUGUGCCACAUGUGCCGGCACCUGGUCAGCCACUACUUCGUGCUCAGCGCCGACGUCCUUUAUUGUCGAAUGCAGGAACUCACCUCUUUCUUUAGUUUUGUGCCUCAACGGGUUAUCAGUUCUUCGUACUAUGUGAAUUCCGAGAGCUUCGCCACCGACGAGGCGGGCGAGUCCUGGAAGUAUAGCCUGAGGAUGGAGGUGCUAGACCCGAGCACAGUGUGCCACAUGUGCCGGCACCUGGUCAGCCACUACUUCGUGCUCAGCGCCGACGACCUGGCGCUGUGGGACGCGGAGCCCGAGAGCUUCGCCACCGACGAGGCGGGCGAGUCCUGGAAGUAUAGCCUGAGGAUGUCUCAAGAUGGGGUGCUAGACCCGAACACGGUCUGUCAUAUGUGCCGGCACCUGGUCAGCCACUACUUCGUGCUCAGCGCCGACGACCUGGCGCUGUGGGACGCGGAGCCCGAGAGCUUCGCCACCGACGAGGCGGGUGAGUCCUGGAAGUAUAGCCUGAGGAUGGUGGUGCUAGACCCGAGCACAGUGUGCCACAUGUGCCGGCACCUGGUCAGCCACUACUUCGUGCUGAGCGCCGACGACCUGGCGCUGUGGGACGCGGAGCCCGAGAGCUUCGCCACCGACGAGGCGGGCGAGUCCUGGAAGUAUAGUCUGAGGAUGUCUCAAGAUGGGGUGCUAGACCCGAACACGGUCUGUCAUAUGUGCCGGCACCUGGUCAGCCACUACUUCGUGCUCAGCGCCGACGACCUGGCGCUGUGGGACGCGGAGCCCGAGAGCUUCGCCACCGACGAGGCGGGCGAGUCCUGGAAGUAUAGCCUGAGGAUCUCUCAAGAUAGGGUGCUAGACCCGAAUACGGUCUGUCAUAUGUGCCGGCACCUGGUCAGCCACUACUUCGUGCUCAGCGCCGACGACCUGGCGCUGUGGGACGCGGAGCCCGAGAGCUUCGCCACCGACGAGGCGGGCGAGUCCUGGAAGUAUAGCCUGAGGGCAAAUGGAGGAGUACCCAUCAGUGAGGGACCGAGGAAGAAGAAGAAGGGAAGCUCCAUCGCCCUUUGCCCUUUGGUCACCUCUUUCUUUAGUUUUGUGCCUCAACGGGUUAUCAGUUCUUCGAACUAUGUGAAUUCCGAGAGCUUCGCCACCGACGAGGCGGGCGAGUCCUGGAAGUAUAGCCUGAGGAUGGCGCUGCUAGACCCGAGCACAGUGUGUCACAUGUGCCGGCACCUGGUCAGCCACUACUUCGUGCUCAGCGCCGACGACCUGGCGCUGUGGGACGCGGAGCCCGAGAGCUUCGCCACCGACGAGGCGGGCGAGUCCUGGAAGUAUAGCCUGAGGAUGUCUCAAGAUGGGGUGCUAGACCCGAGCACAGUGUGCCACAUGUGCCGGCACCUGGUCAGCCACUACUUCGUGCUCAGCGCCGACGACCUGGCGCUGUGGGACGCGGAGCCCGAGAGCUUCGCCACCGACGAGGCGGGCGAGUCCUGGAAGUAUAGCCUGAGGAUGUCUCAAGAUGGGGUGCUAGACCCGAGCACAGUGUGCCACAUGUGCCGGCACCUGGUCAGCCACUACUUCGUGCUCAGCGCCGACGACCUGGCGCUGUGGGACGCGGAGCCCGAGAGCUUCGCCACCGACGAGGCGGGCGAGUCCUGGAAGUAUAGCCUGAGGCCCUGCACCGAAGCGCUCUUCAUGGAACUGUUCCAGUUCCGCAACGUACUAGCUCCAGAGCUAGUACGUUUGCUGGCGUCGCUUCAACAGCAGCAGAUAUCGCCGGACGACCUGCCCGCCAUACUGAAGACCGACGCCAUAUACAACGCGGUCGGGCUGGCCGCCUUCGACUUGUAUGACGACGAGCAGAUAUCGCCGGACGACCUGCCCGCCAUACUGAAGACCGUCGCCAUAUACAACGCGGUCGGGUUGGCCGCCUUUGACUUGUAUGACGACCUAGUGCGGUUGCUGGCGUCGCUUCAGCAGCAGCAGAUAUCGCCGGACGACCUGCCCGCCAUACUGAAGACAGACGCCAUAUACAACGCGGUCGGGUUGGCCGCCUUUGACUUGUAUGACGACCAGCAGAUAUCGCCGGACGACCUGCCCGCCAUACUAAAGACAGACGCCAUAUACAACGCGGUCGGGUUGGCCGCCUUCGACUUGUAUGACGACCAGCAGAUAUCGCCGGACGACCUGCCCGCCAUUCUGAAGACCGACGCCAUAUACAACGCGGUCGGGCUGGCCGCCUUCGACUUGUAUGACGACCUAGUGCGGUUGCUGGCGUCGCUUCAACAGCAGCAGAUAUCGCCGGACGACCUGCCCGCCAUACUGAAGACCGACGCCAUAUACAACGCGGUCGGGCUGGCCGCCUUUGACUUGUAUGACGACCAGCAGAUAUCGCCGGACGACCUGCCCGCCAUACUGAAGACCGACGCCAUAUACAACGCGGUCGGGCUGGCCGCCUUUGACUUGUAUGACGACCAGCAGAUAUCGCCGGACGACCUGCCCGCCAUACUGAAGACCGACGCCAUAUACAACGCGGUCGGGUUGGCCGCCUUCGACUUGUAUGACGAUCAGCAGAUAUCGCCGGACGACCUGCCCGCCAUACUGAAGACCGACGCCAUAUACAACGCGGUCGGGCUGGCCGCCUUUGACUUGUAUGACGAUCAGCAGAUAUCGCCGGACGACCUGCCCGCCAUACUGAAGACCGACGCCAUAUACAACGCGGUCGGGCUGGCCGCCUUCGACUUGUAUGACGACCUAGUACGGUUGCUGGCGUCGCUUCAACAGCAGCGGAUAUCGCCGGACGACCUGCCCGCCAUACUGAAGACCGACGCCAUAUACAACGCGGUCGGGCUGGCCGCUUUCGACUUGUAUGACGACGUGACGCUGUUAGAACCUCUCUCGAGGCCAGACGAGGACGCGGCAGUGAAGCUAGCAGCGGCCGAAGCGCUGCGAAGCACGAUAGACGACUUCAACUUCGACGUGAAACAGUUCGCACCGUAUGCGCCGCACGCGAUCGCAGCGCUUUACGAGUUGUUGGUGGAGUCCGAAGAGUGUGACACGAAGAUGCACGUACUACACGUGGUGUCUUACAUAAUGGAACGCUGCGGCGCGCACGUGGCACGUGGAGGUGGCACAGGCGCUUUGUUUGCGUACUUACCCCAGUUAUGGGGACACGCGGCGUCUGCGCACCAUAAUAUGCUGCGAGCAGCCGCGCUUGCAGCUAUACAUCAUCUACUGAAGGCGCUAGGCGAAUGUUCUCCCACCAUCCGACCAUGGAUCCUGAGCGUUGUAAACGAGUCCACCAAGCUAUCGGAACCGGCACACGUGUAUCUUCUUGAAGAUGCUUUAGAGCUAUGGCUGGCCAUAUUGGAGACGUCGCAAGUGGCCGACCCGCCCUUACUGCAGCUGGCUGAUAAUCUUUAUCCGAUAUUGGAACAGUCUUCCGAGCACCUCCGAAUCGUGGUCUACAUAAUGCAAGCCUACACACUCCUCUGCCCAGAAGAGUUCCUCCUUGGCCCUGGAGGGAAGUGCAUGGCCCUCCUAGACGAGUUACUAGCAGACAUGCGGACAGAAGGAGUGAUUACCGUGUUGAAAAUGGCGGAGAUUUGCAUCAGCGUGACGUUUCCGGAGCGGAACGCGUUCUUGGGAGUGAAGGUCAUAUGGCCGAUACUGAUUAGGGUUAUACAUUUACUACUAGAUACCAACGACCUUCCAAUGGUCCUAUCAGUGCAGCUGUGCUUAGUAUCGCGGGUGAUCCUGCUAUCCUCUGAGUUAUUCUACAAGGCGAUACAAGAGGCGUCAGUCGGACUGGUGGAGUAUGACUCGGACCCGGCUAAAGUUCUGGCCAGGUUUCUACACGUUUGGACAGACAAAAUGAACCUAGUCACGCAGGUCGAAAGGUGGAAAGUUGUUGGUCUCGGUUUGGCGGCGCUUCUCACGACGCAGAACCCGACGGUGCUACAACGGUUCCCAGCAAUCCUGCUUAACCUCACGGAGGUGUUGAAUGACGUCAUGAAGACGGAGGACAAUGGCACGUAUGUCGAUGGGCUGGUAGCCCCGCCCGGGUCGCGACCGGCGUCGCCGCUAGAAGGGCGUGGAGGCGCCGCUCGCUGGGGCCAGGCGCCGCCGCCCGACUCGCCGCACGAGCUGCGCCGGCGCCGGUUGGCCGCUGCUCAUCCCGCCCACGCGAUCGAUCUGCGCGCCGUUACGCAUCAUCAGGUGAGACAAAGUUCUUAUUUAGAAAGAAAGAAAGGCCCGACUCGCCGCACGAGCUGCGCCGGCGCCGGUUGGCCGCUGCUCAUCCCGCCCACGCGAUCGAUCUGCGCGCCGUUACGCAUCAUCAGGUGA